Molecule: messenger RNA, 1269 nt
Organism: Silurus meridionalis
Lineage: Eukaryota; Metazoa; Chordata; Actinopteri; Siluriformes; Siluridae
Gene: commd8
Product: COMM domain containing 8
Exons: 5
Coding region: 26-688 (220 amino acids)
Source: RefSeq, a predicted model, not a curated record
UUAAUUGCUGCAUGCAGUGCGUUUAAUGGGGAAAGGAAACGUUUUAUAUGGAGAACGAGUUCACACUAGUAUACAGCAUCAAUCCAGAUGUACAACAGGCGCAGAGACAAAAUAUUUCUUCAGCCGUGGGAAUUAUGAGUUGGAGGGAUCUUUGAUUUUUGCAACAGAUAUAUGUUCCAAGAUAAAUUCGACUAAAAACAAUCUCCUGCACAGGGUGGUGGAUGGGCUCUGUGGUCGAAAUCAGCCCAAGCGCCUGGAGUAUGGUGAAACAUGGAGUCUUCUGGAGUGGGGUGAACUGAUCAGCUCCCUAACCUACUUCUUUCGAGUCGCAGUUGGGAGGAAAUGCUCAGACCAGGAGAUAAAGGAAUUGUUGGGUGAUUUGGAAUCUGCACAUUCAGGGGCUGUUCUGCAGUGUGUGCAUGCCAGGCAGGAGGAGAUCAGGCAAGCUCUGGUGGACAGAACCUACAGAAUCUGCAGUACGCAACUCGACGACUUCAACUGGCAGCUAAAACUUGCAUUAUCCAGUGAUAAGCUGUCAUCAUUAAACACUCCUCUACUAAACCUCAGUCUUGACCUGACAGAGGAUGGAAUCCAGAAAGCUGUAAACAUAGAAAUGAACAAAGAAGAGUUAAACACGCUCAUCACUACAUUAGAAGCUGCAAAUAAGGUGGUCCUACAGAUGAAAUGAACGGAGCAUAUUAAAAACCUGUGGAUCAAGAGCUGAGAACUGGCUCGGGAACGAGGAUCUGCGACGCUUUUAUAGGACGCUGUGCAACCAGGAAAAUAUAGUAUAGCUGUGGCUCAGCGCCUCAGUCGGCUAAGGUUCAGAUCGUGUUUAACAACAUUGGAAAUGGACUAACUGAAUUUUUGCUUGUGUACACUUUUCUAUUCUAAUCCAUGUGAAGAAUUGAGCAGAUUUCAAAUGAGCACAUGCUGAAUAUUUAAAAUUGAAACUGAUGCACAUUAAUGCAGUGAGCACAGCAGAACUCCUGAUAGAUAUACCUAUAUAUCACUGCUCGUUCGAGAGUAGCAGACAGUAAUUAAUGUGAGCAGAGCCUGUAACUGAUGAAAAUUAAUGCGAGCAGAGUCUAUCUGAUUAGAAUUUUCCACCUCAGCUUUCUGUCCCUGGUCUAGACAAGUCUUUCAGUUUCAAUUGACUGUCUUAAAUUUUCAUUUGUCUUUUUUUCUACCCCUAUGGAGAACCCUGGCUGUAUAGAUGUAUGAUAGGAGGGAAAGAGCUGGUUGUUUAAUAAACUGCAUUUAAUGUUG